AUGUCAAUCUCCGCCCAGGCUGCAGCUCGAUGCUGCAGACAGCUCGUCCGCUCGACCGCUUCCCUUCGCAUUUCCGCUACAUAUCAGCAGACAGUUAGCCGGAGGUGGCAGUCCACGGAGGCCGCUCCUGCUGCUCCUACCAACCCAAAGAUCACCCAGAUUGUCGACCAGAUUAGCCAAUUGAACUUGUUAGAAACGGCUGAUCUCGUUGCUAGCCUGAAGUCUCGCCUAAAUAUCCCCGACCUCCCCGUCGGCGGCUUCGCCAUGGCCCCCGGUGCCGCCCCCGGCGCCGCUGCCGCUGCUGAAGAAGAGGAGGCCGCUCCCCCACCACAGGAGAAGACUUUGUUCAACCUGAAGCUUGAGGCUGUCGAGGCCUCAUCGAAGGCUAAGGUCAUUAAGGAGGUCAAGACACUCCUCGGUCUUUCGCUCGUUGACAGCAAGAAGUUCGUCGAGUCCGUGCCGAAGGUACUCAAGGAGUCUGUACCGAAGGAGGAGGCUGAGAAGAUCAUUGAGACCCUGAAGGCUGUUGGGGGUAAGGCUAUCAUGGAGUAG
This is a messenger RNA of Aspergillus calidoustus, 552 nucleotides long. The record is from the annotation of a GenBank genome assembly. Lineage: Eukaryota; Fungi; Ascomycota; Eurotiomycetes; Eurotiales; Aspergillaceae.